AUAUAUAUCAGUUAGCCCAGCAAGCCUAGCUCCUCUUUCCCGUUUUGUCAACAAAAUUUUGAAAUUCCAUCACCAUGCUGGUGAGCUGCCCGUUGGUUUGUCCAGUUGAGAAACUGGUCACGGAACUCAAGAAGCACCACGUGAUUCCCCGCCUGCUUGCCUGCAAGCCCACAAAGGUGAUCAGUGUGCUAUAUCCCUGCGAUAUCGACAUCAAGCCGGGCAUUAUGAUAGUGAUAAAUGAGACGCUGAAGCAACCGAUCAUUCGGUUCAAGGCCGAUCCGGAACACUUUCACACGCUGAUGAUGGUCGACUUGGAUGUGCCGCCGGACAAUCAUACGGAGUGGCUCAUUUGGAUGGUGGGUAAUAUUCCGGGCUGCGAUGUCGCCAUGGGGCAGACGCUUGUCGCCUACGACAACCGGCGGACCAUCCACGGCAGUAACGUCCAUCGCAUCGUCUUCCUGGCCUUCAAACAGUAUCUGGAGCUCGAUUUCGACGAGACUUUCGUUCCCGAGGGCGAGGAAAAGGGUCGUGCCACCUUCAAUUGCCACAAUUUUGCCAGGAAGUAUGCGCUGGGCAAUCCAAUGGCUGCCAAUUUCUAUCUGGUGGAAUGGUUGUGGCGAUGGACACCAACUUUCCUUGUCUCGGAACAUGAAUUCGAACAUUUAAAUGAAAAUGAAUAAAAGCUCGUAGUUUUAAAUUAGUCUUGUUUUUAUAAUACAGUUCUUGGGACCACUAUAAUGUCAUAAUUUUAUAUACAUAAUAAUAUCUGAAACUUGAUCUGAAUCCAAUGAUUAAUAGUAGCAUUCAAAAGAUAAUAGGCGUUUACUAAUCAGCAAAAAAUGAGAAGUUAAUUGAAACAUCGCGCUGUCCACGGUAAUAAAUGCCGUGUAAUUUUCCGAUUUCUCGCUUUUUGAUAUCACCUAUUAAUCAACGUUUUCAUGAAUAUUUCCAGAUGACGAGGACUUCACCUCGUCCGCUGGGUACGAUGCAGAUGAUGGG
Molecule: messenger RNA, 999 nt
Organism: Drosophila simulans
Lineage: Eukaryota; Metazoa; Arthropoda; Insecta; Diptera; Drosophilidae
Product: protein D2
Exons: 1
Coding region: 75-680 (201 amino acids)
Source: RefSeq, a predicted model, not a curated record